AGCACACCUCCAACUUCUACGUCCACCCUCGCCCUUUCUACCCGGAUCGCUAAUUCGACAAUGGCAUCCCCUCGAGCGUACCCCAGGGGGAGGGGAUUCCUGCCCUCCAAAGCUUCCGUUAUGAGAGUCUUGACGAUGACUCAAAAUACUUCGGCGCUGGUGUUUACGGUGUUUCUAGUACCCCAUCUGGCGAGCCCCGUCAUGGCUGCCAUCGGCGGACUGGAUGGUGCCGAGAAGACUAUGAUGAUAGCCCGGGAUCUGUAUCUUCCACUCGAACCGGUCCUAGUGUACAUCCCCCUCGCGAUCCACCUCACAUCAUCCCUCACCAAACGCCUCGUACUAUCCACCAACCCCUCCCUCCCCCUCUCCAUUCGUCUCCCCCGUCAAAUGCACCAACUCCUAGCUUACCCCCUUCUCCUCCUCCUCAUCCCCCACAUCCUCACCCACCGCCUCAUCCCCUCCUCCUUCGCCCCGCCCAUCAGGGAGCUGUCACCGAGCGAGCUUGGGUGGGAGUUUGUAGGGUAUGGGCUGGGGGAUUGGCUGACGUGGGUGGGGUAUCUGGGGUUGGUUGGUGCGGGGGUGUGGCAUGCGGCUGUUGGGAGUAUGAAAGUGGCGGCUUGGUUGCGGACGCUUCGGCGACGGCCUUCCACUCGUACCACUCAAACUAAACCCACUGUAUCUACUGGUUCUGCUCCUGCAGCUACGAAUGAGCAAUCAAAAAAGAGGGUAGUACCGAGAAAACGAAAACUCGGCCUUCGAGGCGUCAUCAUCUGCUUCUUGGGUGUUGUCGCCUUUGGGCUGUGGAGGGUCAAGAUCGAUACAGGUGUAGUGAGCCCGGUGAUGAGGCGUAGGUAUGAUGCUGUCUUUGACCGAGCACCCUGGGCGUGGGCAAGCCGUUUGCUGCUGCGCUAGAGCGGUUGAGGCAUGAGAGUGGUCCAUCACUGUUGUAUAGCAUUUUCGUAGCAUUCAGAUCGCCUGUGGAUCUGACUUGUAACUACUAUGACCUCUGCAUAUCAUGUCUGCAUGCUGCCACCGUAUGGCUGCACUGCGAGUCCCGAGAGAAGGUGGACAGCAUAGAGCCAU
This is a messenger RNA of Cryptococcus amylolentus CBS 6039, 1083 nucleotides long. RefSeq lists its product as hypothetical. Gene Ontology annotation, biological process: lipid homeostasis. Gene Ontology annotation, cellular component: membrane. The transcript has 2 exons. The coding region runs from base 61 to 912 and encodes 283 amino acids. NCBI's taxonomy places the organism in Eukaryota, Fungi, Basidiomycota, Tremellomycetes, Tremellales, Cryptococcaceae. The record is from RefSeq and is a predicted model, not a curated record.